AUGCGCCUGCGACCCCGUUUAUUAUUAUUAUUAUUUGGGGGGAGUGGCACCCGGUGUGCGGGACAGCGGGCAGGUGAGAAUGGCGGGCAGGGGGUUUCCCGUCAACCUGCUGGGAGAAGCUGCAUCGCGCGGCACCCGGUGCCCUUCGUCUCGCUGCUUUUUCUACCUCUUCUUUUCUUUGUUGUGGGCGUUGUGUUGCUCUGUUCAGGGAACCUUCCCCCUCUGGAGGCGUAUCAGGUGGGUGGCGCUCACGAUGCCAUGCGGAACGAGAAGACCCUGAAUGCGGAGUUGAGCCGCUGGGCAGACAGGCUUAGCAGGCUACAUACCCCGCUGGAGAUGAAAAACGUGCCUCCGUCACUGUUCGACGUGACUGAAUUUGUGGAGUUGCGGGUGGCGGUGGACGGUGUUUGA
Trypanosoma rangeli is the source of this 411-nucleotide messenger RNA. RefSeq lists its product as uncharacterized. NCBI's taxonomy places the organism in Eukaryota, Euglenozoa, Kinetoplastea, Trypanosomatida, Trypanosomatidae. The transcript has a single exon. The record is from RefSeq and is a predicted model, not a curated record. Bases 1 to 411 code for a protein of 136 amino acids.